This is a messenger RNA of Coregonus sp. 'balchen', 7741 nucleotides long. The record is from the annotation of a GenBank genome assembly. NCBI's taxonomy places the organism in Eukaryota, Metazoa, Chordata, Actinopteri, Salmoniformes, Salmonidae.
AUGUGUGAGAGCUAUGCCCGCUCGCUGCUGCGUGUGUCGGUGGCGCAGAUCUGCCAAGCGCUGGGCUGGGAUGCGGUGCAGCUCACCGCCUGCGACCUGCUUUCCGAUGUUCUGCACAGAUAUAUCCAGCAGUUGGCCAGGGGUUGUCAUCGAUAUUCGGAGCUCUGUAAGUACUGUAUUUCCGACAUGUCUACUUGACGUGAGUGAUCUGGCUAGGUAUUGGAUCACGUUGUUUAUUCCCGGCUCGGUGACUAGCGCCCCCUCCAAUCGAGGCCUAACGUUAGUGCUAAUAGCUUGUCAGAGACAUGUACAGUAAAGAUAGCCUAGCUGCUAACCAACUAUGUUAGUUAGCCACAUGAUGUAAUCAAUGACCAGACUUAGUUAUGUUUGCGAGUGUACAUUUUCUAAGUAUUGCAUGUAUGUAUCUGUGUAGUUAGCUCAAUUGUGUACAUUUUGUAUGUUUUGGCCAUGUGUAUUUGUGUUUCUCAGUUGAAACCGGUCAUGCUGUGUCUGAAAUGGUUAGCUCAGAUGUCAACAUAGGGGAGUGUUCAACAUGGGAGAGAAGGAACCCAGUGUGGUAUCUAAUUUAGAAUUGACUUUUAAGAAAAUACUAUCCUAGAAAUGUAGUAGGUUUGUCAAUAAUUGUCACGUCUUUCCCUUGGGGAUAAAAUUACAGAAAAUCAACUAUUUGCUGAAGACAUAAUAGCUAAUGGUUUAGCUAAUCUUCAUUUUGGCUCAAUCAAACCAUGAUUAAGAAAGAGGAUGAUCCAUAUGACAAAGGAUAUACUGUAUGUAAGUCCUUGCAUGAAAUUAUCCUUGUUGUCCAUUCAGUCUCACUCCUUGGGUUUGACCCUUAGUAAGAUACAUGUUAAAGAAGACCUUUCGGUGCGAUGUCUCAUGCAUACUCCUGUUUAUUUCCUAGAUGGGCGAACAGACCCAGUGCUGGACGACGUAGGCCAGGCAUUCAGGCUGCUGGGGGUGAGUCUGUCUGAGCUGGAGGACUAUGUCCACAACCUGGAGCCUGUAGGCUUCGCCCAGCAGACGCCCCUAUUCCCCCUAAGCAAGAACAACGUGCUGCAGUUCCCUCAGCCUGGAGUGGGGGUCCGGGGGGACGCAGAGGAGAGGAAGGACUAUGUUCCAGAUUAUAUGCCACCCUUGGUCUCACUACAGGAAGGUAAGGGCUGUAGCAUUAUGUGUGUGUGUUUGUGUGGCACAACUUACCUCUAUGAAGAACAGUUGUGCAGUGUAUAGAGAAUGUCAUGAGAUAGGGAGUGUGUGUAUGCUUCUGUUUGUAUUUGUGUGUUAAUGGGGUUUUGAUAGACAGAUGGUUUUUAUCUUCCUCCUUUAAUUCAAUGCCAAUCAGACCCUGGAAGACUGAGUGAUUGAUUAACUCAGUGUUCUCUUUCACCUGUAGAAGAGGAGGAGGAGGAAGCCCUGGCUGACAUGGGCACCUCUGCCGAGGCCAUGCAGGUCCCGCUGGACGAUACCGAUGAGGAUAUGGAUGAUGACGAGGCAGUGAAUGAUGAGAACCACCCUGUGAAGAGACACCUGGACAGCCCCGACGCUGCCAUGGGUAUGAUGCCCACCUCCAAGAGGCCUCGCAUGCACCCUGGCUUCAGCCCCGACUGGAGCAUGGAGCCCAGGGAGCCCCUCACCUCCCUCAACCCCCAACGUGUUCCUCCAGGCAUGAUGGCCUCUCACUCUCAUGACAGCCUGGGUUCAAUGUCUCUGUCCCCUGAGACACCUGGGCCUCCAACGUCAUUCAGACCCCAGCCGGUGACCCCCGGGAGACACUCGGAUCAUAAGUCUCAUGGCGGUCAAGGCCGCAAAGGGCCAAAAGGCUCAUCCCCUGGCAGGCCACGGACUAAGUCCCCCAAGGGGGUCAAUGCUGGUGGGGCUAUGUCAGGCAGCCCCAUCUGCUCGCCCAAAUCUUCCAAGGAAAGGAAAAAGUCCCCUGGCCAGACCAAGAGCCCUAAAAGUCCCAAGAGCCCCAAGAUGGGCUCUGGAGCCAAGUCUGGGUCUCACCCCCAGGGCAAGUCGGAGGCUCAGGCCCUUGGCCUACAGAGGCUGCCACUGUCAGCCCUCAGUGAGAGGAUGGGGAAGGAGAACAUCCACGUGCAAAGCCUGGAGGACCACGAGCUGGCGGGUUUCAUCUCAGGUAAACUCGUCGAACCUGGCACCGACAACGCCGAUAUCAACGACUCCAUCGACGCUGUGAUCGCCAGGGCGUGCGCCGAGCGGGAGCCCGACCCCUUCGCCUUCUCGUCGGGCUGCGAGUCGGAGAGCGAUGGCUUCUCCUCUCCCCGGAGGCUCACUAUCAUGGAGCCAGGAGGAACGCCUAAGCUCUCACUGGAUGCCAACAGCCUUGGUAAAGACACGUCCACGCCACUACAACUCAGCACAGGUGGCGGCCCCGGGAACUGGACCAUGGACGACUCCAUCAACGAGGUCAUACGCAAGGUGAACCAGGGGGGUCCCUCGGCAGGACAACCCCAGGACGAAUCGUACCUCACCUCAGCGUCCGCCUCGCCCCCGACCCCGGAACCCCUCCUCAAGAUGUACCAGGAGAAGAACAAGCUCGUCUCCUCGGCUGACAUCAAGAAGAAACUGAAGAAGGAGCUCAAGACAAAGAUGAAGGAUAAAGGAGAGAAACCAAAAGAUAAAGAGAGGGAUAAGAACAGGGGGAAGAUGAAAGAGAAGAACAAGGAUAAGAACAGGGGGAAGAGCAAAGAUUCUUUCUCCAAAGAGGCCAAGAUGCCAUGGAAGGACAUUGGAAACAAGGACGACCUCGGGGAACACUUCCAGGGUCAGAGGUCAGGGUUCGGCAGUCCGGAAGGAUCCAUGAUCAAGAUCAAGUCCCGAGAUGGAGGGGAUGGCAGCGGCAAGAAGGAGAAGGACAAACAGAAAGACAAGAAGAAGGACAAGGAGAAGAGCAAGAAGGACAAAGACAAGCGGGACAAAGGUAAGGACAGGCAGAAGAUAUCCUCCCUCACCCCAUUCAGUUUGGGUGACAUUCCUGUCCGGUUCAGCCCGUCCACGUGUCUCCGCAUCCCCUCCAUGUUGCCCCCUCUUCCCCCCAUCCUCCAGGACAAGGAUGUGAAGAGCAAGGAGAAGGACAAGAAGAAAGACAAGAAGAAGAAGAAGAAGAAAGAUAAAGACAAGGAGAGGGAGAAGGAGAGAGAUAAAGAGGAGAAGAAGCGAGAGAAGGAAAAAGAGAGGAUCAGGCUAGAAAAGGUAACUUGUCUUUUCCCAGUAUUGGUUUGUAGUGUAGCGUUUUAUAAAACAUUAGUGAAGCAUCUUACACACACACACAAUAACACGUUUCUUCUUCUUCUUCUUCUUCUUCUUCUUCUUCUUCUUCUUCUUCUUCUUCUUCUUCUUCUUCUUCUUCUUCUUCUUCUUCUUCUUCUUCUUCUUCUUCUUCUUCUUCUUCUUCUUCUUCUUCUUCUUCUUCUUCUUCUUCUUCUUCUUCUUCUUCUUCUUCUAGGUGAGGGUGGAGACUCCAGUGACUGUCCCGUCUCCUGUCAUCCCCAGGCUGACCCUGAGGGUGGGGGCUGGACAGGACAAAAUGUAAGUUUCUCAAUUCAAAUCAAUACAACUUUAUUAGUCCAUUUACCGUGCAUUUGGAAAGUAUUAAGACCUCUUGACCUUUUCCACAUUUUGUUACGUUACAGCCUUUUCCUAAAAUGGAUUAAAAAAUAUCUAUAUAUCAUCAUCAAUCUACACACAAUACCCCAUAAUGACAAAGCGAAAAGUUUUUAAAAUUGUAGCAUAUGUAUAAAAACAUAAAUACCUUAUUUAUGUAAGUAUACAGGCCCUUUGCUGUUUGUAUUUAUUAGGGAUCCCCAUUAGCUGCUGCCAAGGCAGCAGCUACUCUUCCUGGGGUCCAAACAUAUUAAAGCACUUACAUUACAUAUAAAACAGUAUUCCAAACAGACAACUUAGUACAUUCAGCUUGUCAACACCUCUUACAAAAACAAGCAGUGAUGAAGUUAAUCUCUCUUCCACUCUGAGCCAGGAGAGACUGACAUGCAUGUCAUUAAUGUUGGCUCUCCGUGUACUUUUAAGGGGCAGCCGUGCUGCCCUGUUCUGAGCCAACUGCAAUUUUCCCAAGUCCCUCUUUGUGGCACCUGACCACACUACUGAACAGUAGUCUAGGUGCUACAAAACUAGGGCCUGUAGGACCUGUUGAUAGUGUUGUUAAGAAGGCAGAGCAGCGCUUAAUUAUAGACAUACUUCUCCCCAUCUUAGCUACUGUUGUAUCAAUAUGUUUUGACCAUGACAGUCUACAAUCCAGGGUUACUCCAAGCAGUUCAGUCACCUCAACUUGCUCAAUUUCCACAUUAUUCAUUACGAGAUGUAGUUGAGGUUUAGGGUUUAGUGAAUGAUUUUUCCCAAAUACAAUGCUUUUAGUUUUGGAAAUAUUCAGGACUAACUUAUUCCUUGCCACCCAUUCCGAAACUAACUGCAACUCUUUACGUUUUGCAGUUAUUUCAGUUGCUAUAGUAGCUGACGUGUAUAGUGUUGAGUUAUCCGCAUACAUAGACACACUGGCUUUACUCAAGAUGAACGGAGCAAAGUACAUUGAGAUCCUUGAUGAAAACCUGCUCCAGAGACCUGAAAAUAGCUGUGCAGCUACGAUCCCCAUCCAACCUGACAGUGCUUUAGAGGAUCUGCAGAGAAGAAUGGGAGAAACUCCCCAAAUACAGGUGUGCCAAGCUUGUAGCGUCAUAUCCAAGAAGACUCAAAGGCAGUAAUCGCUACCAAAGGUGCUUCAACAAAGUACUGAGUAAAUGGUCUGAAUACUUAUGUAAAUGUGAUCUUUCCGUAUAAUAUAUAAUAUAUUUUUUUUAAUCCUGUUUUUGCUUUGUCAUUAUGGGGUAUUGUGUGUAGAUUGAUGAGGGGAAAAAAUGAUUUCAUCCAUUUUAGAAUAAGGCAGUAACAAAACAAAAUGUGGGAAAGGUCAAGGGGUCUGAAUACUGUAAAUGUCCCUUUUUGGGCGACCCGACCAAAUUCCCAUUGAAAUGUGAGUUGUACAUCUGUCAUUUGCAUUGAGCGAGUCUAUGAAGCGGUAGAUAUGUUCUAUGUGCGCUAUUUCUAUACUUCCUGUUCUUAAGUUUCGUUUUUGCGUCUUUUACUUUCGAUUUUGUACACAAGCUUCAAACAGCUGAAAAUACAAUAUUUUUGGUUACUGAAAAUAUAUUUCACAGCGGUUUAGAUAGUACAAUGAUUCUCUACACUAUACAUUGCUUGAAAUUAUGUGAACUAUUAGAAUUUUAGCAACCAGGAAAUGGCUGAGCAAUUUCUACAUAUUGUACCUUUAACUUAAUUUGGCUGCAGCAUACAGCUGCAUCAAACAUGUACAGCACACACUGACACAGGAACACCUAUAUACAUAGAUGUACAAAACAAGUGCUGUGUCUGGUCCUAUGUGGUUCAGGGCCUCUGUAUUUUUUACUCGCAUGAAGUCAUUUCUCAUUGGCUCUGAUCUCUCUCUCUCUUCUCUCUCUCUCUCUCGCUCUCUCUCUCUCUCUUUCCAUCUCCAGAGUUAUCAGCAAGGUGGUUCCGAAUUCCGAGCCACCGCCCAAGAUUCCAGCACCCAAGACCCCCACCACCAAAUCUGGUCCCGGCAGUCGCCUUCAGCUGCCGCCACCUCCUCCAAUCCUCCCCCCAAUACCCUCGUUGGCACCUCCUGCAUCCCAUCUUCCCCCUGACAACCCUCCCCCUGCCAUGCUGUCACCUGCAUCAAUGCUGUCCUCCGGCAAAACAUUUGUACGCAGCGUGGUCACUGAAACUGUCAGUACAUACGUGGUGAGUCCCACCCCACUUAAUUACUCAUCUAUCUCUCUUGACUAUUCUGUCUAUUCCUGAGGGUCCCAGACCCCCUUUAUCACUCAUGCAUAUCUCAUGUCUAUCUACUCCUAUCUGUUUGAAAUAUGUUUUAUUGAAGAGCACAACUGCAGCAUACAUAGUCUUGAGAGUGUUCUCCAUUGCUCUGGAUAGUAACAGGUAAUGGAUAUACACUGAGUAUACCAAACAUUAAGAACACCUCACUAAUAUUGAGUUGCACCCCCUUUUGCCCUCAGAACAGCCUCAAUUCAUCGAGGCAUGGACUCUACAAGGUGUCGAAAGCAUUCUACAGGGAUGCUGGCCCAAGUUGACUCCAAUGCUUCCCACAGUUGUGUGAAGUUGGCUGGAUGUCCUUUGGGUGGUGGACCAUUCUUGAUACACAUAGGAAACUGUUGAGCAGUGUUGCAGUUCUCGACACAAACCGGUGCGCCUGGCACCUACUACCAUACCCCGUUCAAAUGCACUUAAAUCUUUUGUCUUGCCCAUUCACCCUCUGAAUGGCACACAUACACAAUCCAUGUCUCAAUUGUCUCAAGGCUUAAAAAUCCUUCUUUAACCUGUCUCCUCCCCUUCAUCUACACUGAUUGAAGUGGAUUUAACAAGUGACAUCGAUAAGGGAUCAUAACUUUCACCUGGUCAGUGUCAUGGAAAGAGCAGAUGUUCUUAAUAUUUUGUCCACUCGGUAUACAUAGGCAUACAUAAUAAACAUUUUUAAUUUAUGCGAUGCAUAUUCUGUCUUGUUGCUAACACGUUGUUUCCCCUGUAGAUCCGUGAUGAGUGGGGAAGCCAGAUAUUCUACUCCUGAGUGUGUUGUUGCUAAGAUGUUGUUUCCCCUGUAGAUCCGUGAUGAGUGGGGAAACCAGAUCUGGAUCUGUCCUGGCUGUAACAAACGUGACGACGGUAGUCCCAUGAUCGGCUGUGAUGACUGCGAUGACUGGUACCACUGGUAAGAGAGAGGUUUGGAUUAAUUAAUCCAUCCAUCCAUUAAUUCAUUCAUUUGUUUAUUCAUUCAUUCAUUUACUCUGGUUCAGUCCAGCUGAUAUGACUAGUUAUUGCUGUAGAACCAUAGUGAGGAACAUUGACUAGUUAUUGACUAGUAGUCAAUGUUCCUCACUAUGGUUCUACAGUAAUAACUAGUCAAUGUUCCUCACUAUGGUUCUACAGUAAUAACUAGUCAAUGUUCCUCACUAUGGUUCUACAGUAAUAACUAGUCAAUGUUCCUCACUAUGGUUCUACAGUAAUAACUAGUCAAUGUUCCUCACUAUGGUUCUACAGUAACUAGUCAAUGUUCCUCACUAUGGUUCUACAGCAAUAACUAGUCAAUGUUCCUCAUUUCCCAGUAAUAACUAGUCAAUGUUCCUCACUAUGUUAAUAACUAGUCAAUGUUCCUCACUAUGGUUCUACAGCAAUAACUAGUCAAUGUUCCUCACUAUGGUUCUACAGCAAUAACUAGUCAAUGUUCCUCACUAUGGUUUCUACAGCAAUAACUAGUCAAUGUUCCUCACUAUGGUUCUACAGCAAUAACUAGUCAAUGUUCCUCACUAUGGUUCUACAGCAAUAACUAGUCAAUGUUCCUCACUAUGGUUCUACAGCAAUAACUAGUCAAUGUUCCUCACUAUGGUUCUACAGCAAUAACUAGUCAAUGUUCCUCACUAUGGUUCUACAGCAGUAACUAGCCAAUGUUCCUCACUACGCUGGGGAAAGCUGAUCCUCUCUAACUAUCCCUUUUUGAUCCCUUCUUUUUAUCACUCACUGAUUCCGUCUUUCUCCCCCCAGGCCUUGUGUCGGGAUGGUCUCAGCCCCUCCCGAGGACCAGCAGUGGUUCUGUGUGAAGUGUGCCGGCAAGAAGAAGGACAAAAAACACAAGAAGAGGAAACACAAAGCGCAUUGA